AUGGAGAAGGGUCGCUUCUCCGUGGAGUGGUUGGCGCAGAGCAGCCGCGACGGGGAUAACCGCACAGCUCAGGAGGAGUGCGGGGCGCGCGGCGGGACCGCUGCUGCCGGCCGUCGGGAGAACAACAUGCAGGAGCUCGAGCGGAGCUUCCGCGAGCAGCGCUACAUCGGCGCCAGCGAGAAGAGGCGGCUGGCUGCAGCUCUGGACCUCUCGCAGAGCCAGAUAAAAACCUGGUUUCAGAAUCGCCGCAUGAAAUUUAAACGUGAGACGCAGGAUGCCAGGGUGGAAGCCCUUGUCUCAGGCCUGUUCCUGCCCUAUCACUGUUACCCGGAUGCAGUGACACCCAGCUGUCUUCAUGGGGUGGAUAUCAGUGUUUCCUCUACCCCGAGUGCUCCCCUCCACCCAGCAGGGUUCAGCCCAUCCCUGCUGGUGCCCCCUGUUCCAGCACAGCUCCCACAGGCAGCUUUGCCAGGCACAGCUUUGCUGCUUCCCCCUGGCCCAGCACUGCCUGCGUACUCUGCUGUGAUCCCAGCUGUGACUUUAACCAACGACCACAACGGACUGAGAUUCCAGCCCUACCUACCUUCUUGUUAACAACGCCAAAGAUUAUCUGUAAUCUGCCAAAUAUCUAAAGAGUAAUUAUUUAUUUAGUUAUAUUAAAUAUAUGGAUGACUUAUUUUUUCAUCUUUUUUUCCCCCCUCAUGUUAACAAGAAACAACAACCUUGAGGUAUAAUACUGACAGUGGAAGUGGAAGACUUGAAACUUCUACAGCCUUCAGUUCAUUGCACUGAAACACUUUUACCAAAGUUUGUUUUCAGAAAGCAGCCUAUAAUCAUGUGGGGCUCUUUACUGAGUAAAGGGAGCAUUUAUUAUAUUUUCAUGCAUGCAGUAGCUACAUGAUGAACUAUAUGGAGGACAUAGUGAUAGCUGUACAUGACAAGGGACUUUUAAGAAAAGGCUUGUCAAUGACAUCAAGCAAGUUAAAAUGAAAAUUAUACAAUAGGUGUCAACCCUGUGGCCAAACACAAACUGCCUCAAUUGUAUUUCAUCUGUCUAUUUUGCACAGUCCCUAAAGUCACCUCCUCUUUACUUAGCUGCAUUUUAAAAGAGGAAGCUAAGGGAUUGUCAAUCAUAUUUCUGAUGCCAGUGCAAAAUUGAUUGUAAUUUAAAUCUACUGUUGAAAACACUCCAGUUGUUCCUAAGUUUUGUUCUAAUACACCACUCAAAACAUGAAAUAUUUGUUAGUUAUUACAUCUACGGCUUUAGCUGAACUUGGCAGAUUCAAUAACUUCAAGCUGCAGUACAGCAUUAGGCUUACAUGAGGUA
Meleagris gallopavo (turkey) is the source of this 1327-nucleotide messenger RNA. Lineage: Eukaryota; Metazoa; Chordata; Aves; Galliformes; Phasianidae. The record is from RefSeq and is a predicted model, not a curated record.